AUGGGAAGAUUGGCCAGGAAAGGCGCCGGCACGGCGAAGCUCCGCACCCUGAGCAUCCUCCUGAGCCUCCUGGUCCCCGCUCACCCCGCCAGGUCACCCGACUGCGGCGGCAUCCUCACCCCCUCAGGCCUGAGCUACCUUGCUGAAGUUUCCAAGGCGCACGCGGAGGCAGUUCUCAGGCAGGACCUCGUGGCCUCGACAGCCCCAGACCUGAUUCUCGGCUCCCCAAAGUCCAGCAGGGACCGAGUUACCUCCGUGACGGUGGCCGCGCUGUCUCUGUCCCUCGUCCCUGACGCUGGGCUGCGCCUGAGCAUCGAUGUGGACCUCGGCGUCACCCCCGCCCCCUCCGCCACCAAGGUGAUGAGACUUUCCAUCCUGGCCGACUUCCACGUGGAAAUGAACCCCGAGGGGAACCUGGAGCUGGUGACCUCUGCCUGCAAACCCACCGUGGAGGAGAUGCAGAGCACGGAGGAGACGGAAAGCAAGUCCUCUAGUUCAGAAACGGACAAGGAGCUUAACGUCGAUAAGAUCUGCCUGGAGGUCUCCAAACUGCUGCUUUCCCCAAAUGAACAGCUGAUGUCUCUGACGGCUCCCUUCCCCGUCACGGCAAGCUGCCAGGUCCAGUACAUGCCCCUGGCUGCACCCAUGUUCUCCGAGCAGGGAAUCACCAUCUCCUUGCAAACGACCUUCCAGGUGGCAGGGAUGGCAAUCCCCCUGCCCAUCAGCCCUGUGCCCUUCAGCAUGCCCGAGCCGGUGAGCUCCAGCCCUUCCCACCUCACCUUGGCUUUCUCCGAGCACUUCUACACCAGCCUCUUCUUCGCCCUGGAAAUAGCCGGAGACUUCAACAUGACCAUCCCGAGCCCGCUGACCACCGCCACCCUGGCACAGAAGAUCACUCAGAUGGGCUCCCUCUUCCAGGAGGAGCAGCCGGUGGUGCUGCAGGCCGUGUUCAGGAGCUCGCCCCGCGUGGUGCUGGAGGAAGGCAAAGCAGCCCUGAAGCUCUUCCUCACCGUCCACAUCGGGACUGGAGCACCGGCUUUCCAGAGCUUCCUGAGCGUGAACGUGGACAUGUCUGCAGGCCUCGUCCUCAGCGUCGCCAGCACCAGGAUGAUGAUCUCUGCAGCGGUGACAGAAAAUGCUGAAGAAAGCGUCUGUAUCAGCGACCUUGGCCCCCACGCGAUAAACAGCGAGAUGGAGGCCAGGCCCCGGGGGGAAAAGCCGCUUCCAGACGUACAAGACAACUUUUCUGCUUUUCUGCGAUCCCAGGCCCGUGCAGCCCCCGCCCGGCUCUGCGGGACAGGGAGCGCCCCAGUUACACUUUCUCAAGUCAAACAGAUCCCCCGGACAGUGACAGAUCACAGAUGA
This is a messenger RNA of Athene cunicularia (burrowing owl), 1365 nucleotides long. Its product is annotated as protein TENP-like. Gene Ontology annotation, molecular function: lipid binding. The record is from RefSeq and is a predicted model, not a curated record. Lineage: Eukaryota; Metazoa; Chordata; Aves; Strigiformes; Strigidae. The coding region runs from base 1 to 1365 and encodes 454 amino acids. The transcript is spliced from 14 exons.